Messenger RNA from Brienomyrus brachyistius, 651 nucleotides. RefSeq names its product C-factor-like. NCBI's taxonomy places the organism in Eukaryota, Metazoa, Chordata, Actinopteri, Osteoglossiformes, Mormyridae. The transcript is spliced from 5 exons. The coding region runs from base 1 to 651 and encodes 216 amino acids. The record is from RefSeq and is a predicted model, not a curated record.
AUGUCUCCAAAGGCGUGGGAGGAGCCGGUCGACGGUCACACCCUGGUUCCUGCUGAGCAGGUACUGAUCAAGAGACCCCAGAGAGACCCCCUUCAUGCUAAGAGGGAGGGCCCCUAUCUGACGGUGAAUCGGGACAGUAUAGAGAGAACUGCCCAGGAGAUGGACACACUGGUCGGGGGGGGCGGGAUCAAUGUGAUGGCUGACUUGGACACAGUGACUGCUGAGCCAAUGAUUGAAAAUUUCUGCACCAACACCUGGGCCGCAGUGCCUGUCGUGUUAAAGCGGGCAACAGCAUGGAUCAGGGGGAUGGGUGUUCACAGGGCUGUGGCCGUCAACAUGACCUCCCUCCUGGGUUCCAUUGAGCUGUACUGGGGCGAGCAGAGCAGCACUCUCAAAUGGUUCCCCUGCAGGGCCUCCAAGGUGAGCCUGGACAUGGUGACCCGGUGCUUGGCGGUGGAUCUUCAACCAGACGGGAUCCUGUGUGUGGCACUGCACCUGGGCACAGAUAUGGGGGGGGGCAGUAUGCUGCACUGCCAGGCUCCCUUGUGUCCCGAGGAAAGCAUCACAUUCAUCCUGGACGUGACUGGUGGCCUGACCAAGAAGGAUCAUGGGAGAUUUCUACAUUACACUGGAGAACCUCUUCCCUGGUGA